CUGUUGUGGGGGAGGAGCCAGCGGCCGGGGAGGUUCUAGUCUGUUCUGCCUCGCGGCAGCCGCCCCCUUCGCCUUGGUCACGUUGAGCCGCUCCCGGUCCUGGCCUCCGGCCUCCGCAGCCGCCCACCACCCGCAGCUCCAGCCUCCCCGCCAUGGAUCCCCGCAAAGUGAGCGAGCUUCGGGCCUUCGUGAAGAUGUGUAGACAGGACCCGAGCGUCCUGCACACCGAGGAAAUGCGCUUCCUGAGGGAGUGGGUGGAGAGCAUGGGGGGUAAAGUACCACCUGCUACUCAUAAAGCCAAGUCAGAAGAGAAUAUCAAGGAAGAAAAAAGAGACAAGACAACAGAGGAAAACAUAAAGACGGAGGAGCCAUCGAGUGAGGAGAGCGAUCUAGAAAUUGACAAUGAAGGUGUAAUUGAACCAGACACUGAUGCCCCUCAGGAAAUGGGAGAUGAAAAUGCAGAGAUAACUGAGGAGAUGAUGGAUGAAGCAAAUGAGAAGAAAGGAGCUGCUAUUGAAGCCCUAAAUGAUGGUGACCUUCAGAAAGCCAUUGACUUGUUCACAGAUGCCAUCAAGUUAAAUCCUCGCUUAGCUAUUCUGUAUGCCAAGAGAGCCAGUGUCUUCGUCAAAUUACAGAAGCCAAAUGCUGCCAUCCGAGACUGUGACAGAGCUAUUGAAAUAAAUCCUGAUUCAGCUCAGCCAUACAAAUGGCGAGGGAAAGCACACAGACUCCUGGGUCACUGGGAAGAAGCAGCUCAUGAUCUUGCCCUUGCCUGUAAACUGGAUUAUGACGAGGAUGCCAGUGCAAUGCUGAAAGAAGUCCAACCUCGGGCUCAAAAAAUUGCUGAGCAUCGGAGAAAGUAUGAGCGAAAACGUGAAGAGCGAGAGAUAAAAGAACGAAUAGAAAGGGUGAAGAAGGCUCGAGAAGAGCAUGAAAGAGCCCAAAGGGAAGAAGAAACCAGAAGACAAUCUGGAUCUCAGUAUGGCUCUUUUCCAGGUGGUUUUCCUGGGGGAAUGCCUGGUAAUUUUCCUGGAGGAAUGCCUGGAAUGGCAGGGGCCAUGCCGGGAAUGGCAGGGAUGGCAGGGAUGGCAGGGAUGCCUGGGCUUAACGAAAUCCUCAGUGAUCCAGAGGUUCUUGCUGCCAUGCAGGAUCCAGAAGUUAUGGUGGCCUUCCAGGAUGUGGCCCAGAACCCAUCAAAUAUGUCAAAGUAUCAGAGCAACCCAAAGGUUAUGAAUCUCAUCAGUAAAUUGUCAGCAAAGUUUGGAGGUCAAUCAUAAUGUCAAAGCCCUCGCUGAAUGAAGAACAGCUCAGCUCACUUACUGGAUGUUGCAAUAAUACAAACCAGUGUACCUCUGACCUUACUGGGAGAGUUGGGGCGCUUUGAUGAUAAUCCCUACCCUCUGCAUCAAAUGUGGCUGAGGCAUUUUACAGUGGUUUGCCAUUAGAGUGUUCAUUCAGAUAAUGUUUUCGUACUAGGAAUUAUAAACUUAAAACAUUUUUCAACCUUAAACAUAUUUUGUAAAAAUUUAGGGAAUGUCAAUUCCUGCAUUUUUCUUUACUAAUCUCUUGGGGUUUUUCCUUUUGAAUUACUGGGCAAGCAAGGUGAAUGUGAUGAUUUACUGCUUUCAUGAAUGAAAUAAAGAUUUGUUAGUGGGAAGCAAAUAAAACACAUUUAAGUUGAUUGAGUUGGA
This is a messenger RNA of Mastomys coucha (southern multimammate mouse), 1691 nucleotides long. RefSeq names its product ST13 Hsp70 interacting protein (gene St13). Gene Ontology annotation, molecular function: Hsp70 protein binding; protein dimerization activity. Lineage: Eukaryota; Metazoa; Chordata; Mammalia; Rodentia; Muridae. The record is from RefSeq and is a predicted model, not a curated record. Bases 153 to 1277 code for a protein of 374 amino acids. The transcript has 12 exons.